Impatiens glandulifera is the source of this 1413-nucleotide messenger RNA. Its product is annotated as protein FAR-RED IMPAIRED RESPONSE 1-like. The record is from RefSeq and is a predicted model, not a curated record. Bases 1 to 1413 code for a protein of 470 amino acids. Gene Ontology annotation, molecular function: zinc ion binding. The transcript has 2 exons. Gene Ontology annotation, biological process: regulation of DNA-templated transcription. NCBI's taxonomy places the organism in Eukaryota, Viridiplantae, Streptophyta, Magnoliopsida, Ericales, Balsaminaceae.
AUGGCAAUUGCAAUUGCAAUUGAAGAGGUAUUUCCGAAUUCUCAACAUCGUUUAUGUCUUUGGCAUAUAAUGAAAAAAAUUCCAGCUAAAUUAGGUAGUCAUUCUCAGUAUAAAAUGAUAAAGAAACAAUUGAAGACCAUUGUGUAUAACUCCCUUACAGUUGAUGAAUGUGAUGAGAAUUGGCAGAAAAUGAUUAAGGAGUUUAACUUGGACAAUAAUAUUUGGUUGACAUUUCUACAUGAAGAACGUAAUAAAUGGAUGCCUGUAUAUGUCAAAGAUAAAUUUUGGGCAGGUAUGUCCACAUCUCAGAGAAGUGAAAGUAUGAAUGCAUUUUUUGAUGAUUAUGUGCAUUCUAAGACAUCAUUAAAGCAAUUUGUUGAGCAGUAUGAUAAUGCUUUGAAGAGUAAGAUUGAAAAUGAAAAAAAAUUGGAUUUCAUUUCUUUCAAUUCAAUCAUGCCCGUAAUAACUGGUUAUCCUAUUGAGAGACAAUUUCAAAGUGUGUACACUAACACAGUAUUGAAAUUGUUUCAAGAUGAAUUAAGAGGAUUAAUGUUUUGCAAUGUCUCACUAGUAAAAGAAGAAGAAAUAACUUUGAUAUUUGAAGUAGUAGAGACUAUGUUGGGGAUAAAAGGAGAACCUCUACGAAAAGUUUGUUUUGUGGUACAUUACACUGGAUUAGACUGUCAAGUUAAGUGUUUGUGCCGACUAUUUGAGUUUCGAGGAAUUUUAUGUAGACACGUGAUCUCCGUAUUGAUAAUGAAUGGGGUGUUUGAGGUUCCUAUGAACUAUAUUAUGGAGAGAUGGUGCAAAAAUAUAAAGCAUGGGUAUCAAAGUAUUACUAACCUAUAUGAUGAUCAUAGUUGUGAUGAUGUCAGUUAUCGACGCAAAAUUCUCACUCCAUUGAUAUAUGAGAUUCAACACCUUGGGGAGAAAAAUGACAAAGGUUGUUCUAUUUUUGUGGAUAUUUUGAAAGAUGCAAAAGACAAACUAAUUGCAAUUGAUUUUGAGCAUUCAAGUGCUCAAAAUGAUUGUGAUUUGAUACCAAUUACUAACGAUGGUGAAAAGCUUAAAGGAGUGACAAUAUCUAGUGUAAAAACAAUACACUCUCCACUAAAAGUACGAGCGCGAGGUCGUCCACCCACAAAGAGAAAACAAUCUGUUAUUGAACAAAUUGUGAAGAAAUCGAUUACAAAGGCUCGAAAAAAGAGUGCUGUUGAAGCAAGGUGUCUACUCGCACUUCUUCAUACAACUGCUGAAGUAAGGCGUCAGAUCGCACUUAUUCAGACUACUGCUGAAGUAAGGCAUCUGCUCGAGGUUCUUCAGACUGCUGCUGAAGCAAGACGUCUGCUCGUAGUGAGACGUAUACUCGUGCUUCCUCAACUUGAGACGUCUUUUUGCGCUUCUUCAGCUUGA